GAAGCCGUAAACCUCCAUGACGCGAAAAUUCUGCGCCGCGAGGUGAUGCGAAGAUUUCCAGAAUGGGGACACAAGUGAAAGACGUUGUGAUCAAGCCUGACGCACCUAGUGAUCUGCUGUUAGAUAAACACGCAGACUACAUUGCUGCCUAUGGCUCCAAGAAGGAUGACUAUGAGUACACUCUGUCAGAGUACUUGAGGGUGAGUGGGAUCUACUGGGGUCUGACAGUAAUGGACCUGAUGGGUCAGCUGACACGAAUGAACCAACAGGAGAUCUCUGACUUCAUCAAGUCCUGUCAGCACGACUGUGGAGGUAUCAGCGCCAGCAUCGGACACGACCCCCACCUCCUGUACACGCUCAGUGCCAUACAGAUCCUGUGUCUUUAUGAUAAUGUUCAUAUCCUGGAUGUGGAUAAGGUUGUUGAGUAUGUCAAAGGACUGCAACAGGAGGACGGCUCCUUUGCUGGGGACAAAUGGGGUGAAAUAGACACACGCUUUUCCUUCUGUGCUGUGGCAACCCUGGCAUUGCUGGGGAAGUUGGAUGCUAUCAACAUGAACAAGGCUGUGGAGUUUGUUCUCUCUUGUAUGAACUUUGAUGGAGGGUUUGGCUGCAGGCCCGGUUCAGAGUCCCACGCUGGACAGAUCUACUGCUGUACAGGAUUCCUGUCUUUAACAGGACAGUUGCACCAAAUUAAUGCAGAUCUUCUGGGCUGGUGGCUCUGUGAAAGACAGCUCCCCUCUGGAGGACUUAACGGACGUCCUGAGAAGCUGCCUGAUGUGUGUUACUCGUGGUGGGUUCUGGCCUCGUUGAAGAUCAUAGGGAGGAUCCACUGGAUCGAUAAAGCCAAGCUGAGGUCCUUCAUUCUGGCCUGUCAGGAUGAGGAGACGGGGGGCUUUGCUGAUCGACCCGGAGACAUGGUGGACCCGUUCCAUACCCUGUUUGGCGUGGCGGGCCUGUCUCUGCUGGGCGAUGAGCAGAUCAAGGACGUCAACCCGGUGUUAUGCAUGCCUGAAGACGUGUUGGAUAGGAUCGGCUUGCACCCUGACCUGCUCAGCUAGCCCUCCACGCGCACGCACACACAAACACACUCACAGAGACGGCCACGCGCACCACCUCACACCGGGGUUUGUGCCUGGUCAGAUCACUAUUCAGUCAAUUCAUCAAGUAGAAUAAAAUACACCUGUAUUACACCUGUAUUACACCUGUAUUACACCUGUAUUACACCUGUAUUACACCUGUAUUACACCUGUAUUACACCUGUAUUACACCUGUAUUACGAUGGUCAUUUUCUGAAUUGUCUGAAUCAAAGACUGAGGCCAACUCUGCAUCACAGCCACUACCCCACCACCCCAACCCCCCAUGCAGGGCCUUAGAGACCGGGGGUGUUGGGGGUCCAGAGAGAUGAUGAGUUACUCCAAGGACAUCUAACCAAAUCUUUGGUUAAUAAGCAUCUUCAGUAGAGAUUCUUCAUGGUGUUAGCCUUCUUUAGUCCGAGGCUUUUAUUUCGGGGGAAACCGGAUGAAACCCGUUCCAAUACAGCAGUCCAUUUUAGUGUGUAUGUUCUUUUUAUGUCUGUCCACGAUAAAUCAGGAUGAAGCUUUAAGUCUCUGCUUCCUCCUGGGUUCUGGCUUUGUCUACUGAAGCAGCCAAUUUAGACUGGCAAGUCUAAGGGCAAGGUCUUAGAAAGCACUGGAAUAUGAAAAGGGCAGCAUCCUAGAAAGUACUGAAUUUAGACCAGGGCAGGGUUUUAGAAAGUACUGAAUUUAGACCAGGGCAGGGUUUUAGAAAGUACUGAAUUUAGACCAGGGCAGGGUCUUAGAAAGUACUGAAUUUAGACCAGGGCAGGGUUUUAGAAAGUACUGAAUUUAGACCAGGGCAGGGUCUUAGAAAGUACUGAAUUUAGACCAGGGCAGGGUCUUAGAAAGUACUGAAUUUAGACCAGGGCAGGGUCUUAGAAAGUACUGAAUUUAGACCAGGGCAGGGUCUUAGAAAGUACUGAAUUUAGACCAGGGCAGGGUCUUAGAAAGUACUGAAUUUAGACCAGGGCAGGGUCUUAGAAAGUACUGAAUUUAGACCAGGGCAGGGUCUUAGAAAGUACUGAAUUUAGACCAGGGCAGGGUCUUAGAAAGUACUGAAUUUAGACCAGGGCAGGGUUUUAGAAAGUACUGAAUUUAGACCAGGGCAGGGUUUUAGAAAGUACUGAAUUUAGACCAGGGCAGGGUUUUAGAAAGUACUGAAUUUAGACCAGGGCAGGGUUUUAGAAAGUACUGAAUUUAGACCAGGGCAGGGUUUUAGAAAGUACUGAAUUUAGACCAGGGCAGGGUUUUAGAAAGUACUGAAUUUAGACCAGGGCAGGGUCUUAGAAAGUACUGAAUUUAGACCAGGGCAGGGUCUUAGAAAGUACUGAAUUUAGACCAGGGCAGGGUCUAAGGAAGCGUCCAAUAUCCGGAUUUGUAUGAUCUGGUCUCAUGGGGUUUUUGACACGCUGGUCCACCUUCCCUGGUUGGUAAUUUAUUGAACCACUCACCAGGUUACCUAAUGAAAACAUGAGUGUCAGUGAUGUUGUGGGCUUGAGGUCUGGAUUAAGGUAACCAUCCUCCACCCAACACAUGCACAUUAAAAAAUAUCAGUCACUGUGUUUUCAAAGCGCUAGCUGCUUUAACAACUGAGAGGACUCACUGACCAAAACCUGUUUGACUGCUUAUCCUGUAUGUUUUGUAUUAUGUCUCCGUAUAAAGCAAGUACUGACAGUAUGCUUUUUAAGGCAUGUAAAUGGGGACGGCAGAAUCAAGGUCGGACCUGAGACUGUGUCUGGUGGCAACAAGUUGUUAGCCUGGGUUCCAGUCCCUCUGUGUCUGGUGGCAUCAAGCUGUUAGCCUGGGUUCCAGUCAUGUUAUUUUGGCGUCUAUAGGACACAAAAUUUUGGUAUUCUUCAAAUGAAUGUCUUUAUUUUUCUCCUCAGAUCUUUGUUCGGAGCAGGUCUGAUUGGUCGAAAGGUUAUCCAAAUUGAGCUGCUUGUGCAAACGCAUCCAUGAUACUCGUUACUGAGUAGCAUCAAUCCAAAGUCCUGCUUAAAUGGUCUUGAUUUGUGUUCCUGCGCCCAAAUGGCAAGCUACUCCCGAUCUGUUGGACUUCUUUUGACCAUACCUGUUGGGCUUCUUUUGACCAGACCUGUUGGGCUUCUUUUGACCAGACCUGUUGGGCUUCUUUUGACCAGACCUGUUGGGCUUCUUUUGACCAGACCUGUUGGGCUUCUUAAGUAGGGCAAUCGUAUGGAAGUGGUGUCAUUUGACCCUUAACCUGUGUUACAGUGAUAACCACUUUAACUGUGGUCAGCAUUUAUUUAGAGAAUCGCUGUUUGUUUUUCAGGAUUGUGCUGAGACGGUUCUUGAUGCUACUGUGGUCAGUCAUUCUGUUUCACUGUUGUUUCCUUUAACAUUUCCACCUAUCUGCUGUUAUGUAAUGGAGAAUAAUACACAGUUUGUGACUGUCUAUGUAUCUGCAACAGAAUGUGUUACCAGUCAUCUUCUAGGAGGCAAUAAAUACAUAAAUUAUUCCGUAAUCCA
Messenger RNA from Esox lucius (northern pike), 3566 nucleotides. It is a transcript of the gene rabggtb, whose product is annotated as Rab geranylgeranyltransferase subunit beta. Lineage: Eukaryota; Metazoa; Chordata; Actinopteri; Esociformes; Esocidae. Gene Ontology annotation, biological process: protein geranylgeranylation. Gene Ontology annotation, cellular component: Rab-protein geranylgeranyltransferase complex. The coding region runs from base 63 to 1058 and encodes 331 amino acids. The record is from RefSeq and is a predicted model, not a curated record. The transcript has 9 exons. Gene Ontology annotation, molecular function: Rab geranylgeranyltransferase activity.